Molecule: messenger RNA, 192 nt
Organism: Paraglomus brasilianum
Lineage: Eukaryota; Fungi; Glomeromycota; Glomeromycetes; Paraglomerales; Paraglomeraceae
Source: the annotation of a GenBank genome assembly
AUGUCCACAAAGAUACACAAAAUUGAGAAGAACGAAGAUCUAAAGCUGAAAAUCAAAAAGGAAAUGCCAGACCCGUCUGCGAAUUACUGUAGUAAUGGUGAUAGUAAUGGUGAGCUCUCGAUUGUUGGAAUUGCAAUUUCAUUUGUCAAAAAGGACAUUGAGAAAUGGUCUCGCUUUGCUGCGAUUAAGUGA